GGGGCGGUCCCGAGCCGGAGGCCGCGGGCAUUUGCUCGCUUUCCUUACCCAGAGGGUCUGCGCGCGUCUCCAUGCCCGGGCACACGCCUCGCCUGCCCGCUGCGCUGCAGUCGCCUCCCCCAAUAGGAAAGAGUUUCUUCUUUAGCAUUACGGGUGCAUCUGCCCGUUGUUGGAUGUUGGGCCGUCGUUGUGAGAGAGCAGUCAUAGGAUCUCUUGUCUGCACAGGGAGAUCUGCUUUCAGUGAAAUUCUACUCCUUUCUUGGGUGGAUUCGGACAGACCCACAAGAAGUCCCUGUGGCAGAUAAAUGGAAAAAUCCAAAGCGGACCUAGAAUCUGCAGCAAACCACCAAGGGGAAUUCAAUGAGGAACCGCUUCUGGAUGAACCCGAUGUCCGGCCCGCCUGGGGAUCCAAGGUCCAAUAUAUCCUAGCCCAAGUUGGUUUUUCUGUGGGACUUGGCAACGUUUGGCGGUUUCCCUAUCUUUGCCAUCAAAAUGGGGGAGGGGCUUUCCUGCUGUUGUACUUCCUGCUCCUCAUUGUCAUCGGGAUUCCGCUUUUCUUCCUGGAACUGGCAGCCGGACAGGUUAUCCGCCAGGGCAGCAUCGGGGUCUGGAAGCACAUCAGCCCCCGCCUAGUGGGCGUCGGCUUUGCAAGCUGUGUGGUAUGUUCCUUUGUUGCCCUGUAUUAUAAUGUCAUCAUUGCAUGGAGUCUUUACUACCUGGGCAAUUCCUUCCAGCUUCCCCUGCCCUGGGAAAGUUGCCCAGAAGCAUCCAACCAAACAGAAGAUAUGGAGUGUUCCCAGAGUUCUCCCACCACCUACUUCUGGUACCGUGAUGCCUUGAAUGUGACCGACUCCAUUGAGGAGAGCGGGGGCUUCAACCCAGCUCUUGUGGGGUGCCUCUUCGCUGCGUGGGCCAUGGUGUGUCUCGCCAUGAUCAAAGGCAUCAAAUCCUCUGGCAAGGUCCUGUAUUUCAGUUCACUGUUCCCUUACGUGGUUCUCUUCUGCUUCCUCGUGCGGGCAUUGCUGCUGGAAGGAGCAAUGGAUGGAAUUACGAUCAUGUUCACACCCAAGCUGUCCAUCUGGGGCGACAUGCAGGUGUGGCGCCAAGCGGCCACCCAGGUGUUCUUCGCGCUGGGCCUGGGCUUCGGCACCAUCAUCGCUUACUCCAGCUACAACCAGCGCGACAACAACUGUCACAUCGACGGGCUGCUGGUCUCCAUGGUCAACUUCUUCACCUCGGUGCUGGCAUCGCUGGUUGUCUUUGCGGUGCUGGGCUUCCGGGCUAACAUGAUCGCACAGGCUUGUGUGGAAAGCAACCUAGACCACCUGCAUCGUCUGCAGCUCGGUGACUUCCUCCUUCAUGAGCCACCCCCUGCCAGGAAUGUCUCGACCGCUCAGUACAGCGCCUGGUAUCAGGGGCUCUCGAAUGAAACAGAGAAGCGGUUGCUGGAGUUGGGGAUUGGGGACUGUCGCGUCGAGGACGAGAUGAACAAGGGUGUGGAAGGGACCGGUCUGGCUUUCAUCACUUUCACCGAGGCCAUGACGCUUUUCCCGCUGGCCCCGUUCUGGUCCGUGCUGUUCUUUUUCAUGCUGCUCAACCUGGGGCUGAGCACCAUGCUCGGGAACAUGCAAGGGAUCAUCACGCCUUUGAUGGACAACUUCCAGACCCUCAACCGGCGGCGGACCCUCUUCACAGUGCUCUGUUGCGUGGUUGGAUUCCUGUUGGGCCUGCUCUUCGUCCAGCGCUCUGGCAGCUACUUCGUGGCCAUGUUUGAUGACUACUCUGCCACCUUGCCCCUCCUGAUUGUCGUGGCUGGGGAAGCUUUUGCCGUGGCCUGGAUCUAUGGGGCUGACAAGUUCUUGGAUGACAUAGAAGCCAUGCUGGGCUGGCGGCCUUGGCGCAUCUACAGCUACAUGUGGCGCUUCGUUAGCCUGGCAUCAAUGGUGUGCCUGCUGCUAGCAAGCCUGGUGCGCAUGAGUUUGAGUCGCCCGACCUAUCAGGCCUGGAACAAGCAAGAGGCAGAUAAGCAGCAACUGGAAUACCCGCCCUGGGCUCUGGGCCUUCUCAUAGGCCUCAUUGUCUUGGCCGCCCUUCCCAUCCCGAUCAUGUUUGUCCGGCAGUUACUGAUAGAGCGAUUGGCCCGGCGAGGCGGCCGGUCUUCUCUGGCAGUAGCCCCCGUGCCUCCUGAGGAAGAAGACGAGGAGGAAAGAGAGAGCCCAGCUGAUCCUGAUCACCAAAGUAAUGGGUACCUGCUUGUUCAGACCGAAGACAGGCAGGACUUCUAGCUGGGAUGUACCCCAUACAGACCACAACCCAUUCAAACUCUUGGAGAGAUCCACCACUGUAUUAUUUUCCCCUCCGGCUCUGGCUUAAUGGUAUCAGAAGUGGAGUUUCUUUAGAUCCUUUCUGGUGCAGUUUGUUUGGUGGCUGGCUGCCAAAGGCGGGGCAAGCCAAUAAAGCAGGGAAUCAAAAUGGUUUCCACAGGUGACCUCUCCAAACCUACUGGGAACCAAUUGCAGCUUGGCAAGCAAAGACCCUGAAGACAAUGGAAGAGGACUUGAGGUACCUCAGAACAUGUAAACUUGAUGUACAGGUGACCUGAGGUAAACUGGAAGAUCUGAAAACCUUGCAGCCAAAGACGGCUUGCGUUUGCUUUCCAGUGGAUGCCUCUGCAGUGUUUUAAUACUUUCCUGAUAACUGAGGAGCAACGGUUACAAGAUUUCGAGAGCUAACUUUGGAACCUUCACUCGGUGUGCUCGGAAGAGCAGCGUAAGACUCGUUGGGAUCCAAGAACGGAAAUGAUCAUCGCAGACCCAUUGGGGGCUUGUCUUUUUUCCAGCUCCCAUUAGAAUUACUGCCCAUAUUCACUCCUCUCUGCCUUCACUGCUGGUUCUGUCCCCCUCACGGUAUGUAUUAAAUGGUAAAUUCCUUAGGUACAAGGAGUUUUCUGUUUAUUGCCAGUCUGGCGACACCGGAUAUUCUGAUGGUACUCUGUAAUUAUUAGCACUACGCAGAAAUCAAGCAAUAGGCUGCUGGCAGAAAGGACAGAAUCCGUCAGGCGACAAGAUUUCCUCAUCGGCUUCCUCUGGUACACGGCUAACUGUAUUCUGGCCACAACACCCUGGAAAUAAAACUGAGUUUGGGGUUCGCAGCAGGUGAAAUCCAGUAACCUCCAGUAUCUGGCAAAGAAUGUUGUUAAAUUCAAGGCAUCACAUAGUGACUAAGAGCGAACUAUGGAUGAAAUGUCCUUGCCCUGUUGAUCUCAGCUUUGCCUCAAAUUUACUAGAUGGCUUUUGGGACAGCAGUGAUUUAAGAACAUACAAGUAGACUUGUUGGAUCAGGCUAAUAUUCAGUGUGGUCCGGAGUUCUUCUUUCCAGUGGUGGAGAGUCAGGUAGCAACGGGAAGCCCGCAAGCUGUUGACUGCUCUCCAGCAUCUCAUAGUGAGAGGUGUCCUGCCUCUAAACCUAGAGGCACUAUUUGACUGUUGUGGCUAAUAGUCAACAAUAAACCUGUCCAGACCCUCUAGGAAUGUAUCCAUCACUGUGGGGCAGUGAGUUCCAUAAGACAACUUCUCUUUUUGUGAAGAAGUUCUUCAUUUUGUCUGUCUUGAACCUACGUGGCAGGGGGUUGGACUUGAUGGCCCUUGUGGUCCCUUCCAAGUCUACGAUUCUACUAUCCAUCAGUUUCACGCUUCGAUCCUGACUGUUAGUGUUAUGAGAGAAAAGUUAAUAACUCUUCUUUCUCUACGCCAGCGCCGUGGCGCCACCCAACACCUUUCCUAGGGCCCACCAAGUAUUUUUUAGGAAGUGGGUGGGCCCGCAAGGCUUCUGGUUGCCUCUUGGAGAUUUGAUUGGCUGUGUCGAUGCUUUGGCAGCAGCAGUCGCUACAACACAAAGAUCUACACUGCGUGACAGAAGUUAAACUGCAACUGCCGUUUGGUGGCUGCUUCGGCCUUCUGCCAUUUUGCAGCAGCUGUUUGGUUGCUGCGCCCACCAUGCCGCGUCAGAAUUCCAAAGGCUCCCACGGGCUCAAAAGAGUGGGAGACGCACACCACGCAUAAUUCUGUGCACCCUGUUGCCAAAAUCCCUCAGUUGUUUCUUUUCCUAAACUAACUCCCCUUCCUGAAACUUUUUUGCCUUGCUUUAUAAGACUGGCCUUCCAACUACGUGAUCUUUUUGGAUGUCCCUUUUUCUGCACUUUUUUUCUCGGUUCCGCAGCAUCCUUGUUGAGAGGCAGCAACCGGAAACGUUACUGAAUUCCAUAUGCAGCCACACCACGGACUUGUAAACAGAUACUACAAGAUUGGCGGUUUUAAUUCAGUUCCAUGUGUCAAUUUACCCUAGGCCAUGUGCAAUUGCGAGAUAACAGCAUUGGCUUGCCCUCUGAGAUUGUCAAACGGGGCAUGGGCAUAAUGUAUAUGGAGUGUUUUGAAUGUUCAGAAGGUAGC
Messenger RNA from Sphaerodactylus townsendi, 4448 nucleotides. Its product is annotated as sodium-dependent neutral amino acid transporter B(0)AT2-like. Gene Ontology annotation, biological process: sodium ion transmembrane transport. The record is from RefSeq and is a predicted model, not a curated record. The transcript is spliced from 14 exons. The coding region runs from base 306 to 2285 and encodes 659 amino acids. Gene Ontology annotation, cellular component: membrane. NCBI's taxonomy places the organism in Eukaryota, Metazoa, Chordata, Lepidosauria, Squamata, Sphaerodactylidae.